CGCCGCGCGCCGCCGGGCGGGGUCCCUGCCUCCGGGGUGCUGGGGACUGGGGACUGCUCUGCACAGUCGGGCACGGGGAAGCAGCUUUAGUCCACGCGGAGGAUGUGAGCGGGACUGAGUUAGGAGCCACGUGGAAGCAUGGAGACUGUGGUGAUUGUUGCCAUUGGCGUGCUGGCCACCAUCUUUCUGGCUUCGUUUGCAGCCUUGGUGGUGGUUUGCAGACAGCGCUACUGCCGGCCCCGAGACCUGCUGCAGCGCUAUGAUUCCAAGCCCAUUGUGGACCUCAUUGGUGCCAUGGAGACCCAGUCUGAGCCCUCUGAGUUAGAACUGGACGAUGUUGUCAUCACCAACCCUCACAUCGAGGCCAUUCUGGAGAACGAAGACUGGAUUGAAGAUGCCUCGGGCCUCAUGUCCCACUGCAUUGCCAUCUUGAAGAUUUGUCACACUCUGACAGAAAAACUCGUUGCCAUGACAAUGGGCUCAGGGGCCAAGAUGAAGACUUCAGCCAGUGUCAGUGAUAUCAUUGUGGUGGCCAAGCGGAUCAGCCCCAGAGUGGACGAUGUUGUGAAGUCAAUGUACCCUCCGUUGGACCCAAAACUCCUGGAUGCACGGACAACUGCUCUGCUCUUAUCUGUCAGUCAUCUGGUGCUGGUGACCAGGAAUGCCUGCCACCUGACCGGGGGCCUGGAUUGGAUUGACCAGUCACUGUCAGCUGCUGAGGAGCACUUGGAAGUCCUUCGAGAAGCAGCCCUUGCUUCUGAGCCAGAUAAAGGCCUCCCAGGCCCUGAAGGCUUCCUGCAGGAGCAAUCAGCCAUUUAGUGCCUGCAGGCCAGCAGCUAGCCAUGAGGCCAGCCUGCAGCCAUCCCUGGGUGUCUCAGCUGAGCCUUCCACUUUCUCUUGUAGAGUUAGUUGUUCUCCACAGCUCAGGAGUCCAGGUGUGUGUGCACAGGAAAGCAGGGGAGCCCUGUCAGUUGUUGCCUCUGUUGUAAUUGCUAAUGGUGGCUGGUGAGUGGCAGUCUAAUACCACAGUUAUGGGAGAGGCCGUUCACCAUCUGUACAGCAGAAUGUUGAAAACUGGUGGAACUCAGCUUUAUUUAGCUCACCUAGUGUUUUCAAGAAAAUCAAGCCACUAUCUAAGAAUCAAGAGGUUUCACAUUAAAAUCAGAAUUUCUGGCUUCUCUUGAACAAUCAGAAGGCGGAGCAGAUCCAGUUUGCAUUUUCAAAAGAGGACAAUCAAUUGGAACUAAGUAGGGGCUGCCUCUUUUGGCAAGACUGGUACUCUCUCACCUGGCCUAUUUCAUUUAUUUGUAUUAUCUGUCCAGUCCCUGAGGCAUCUGAAUCUCCCCUGCCCUUUAUAGGUUUGGUUUUGAAGCUGAGCUCUACAAAGUUGAUUAUUUCCUUUUUAUCAUUAUGCCUGCAAUUUUUCCUAGCUACCACUAGGUGGAUAGUAAAUUUAUACUUAUGUUUCCCUCAA
Molecule: messenger RNA, 1474 nt
Organism: Galeopterus variegatus (Sunda flying lemur)
Lineage: Eukaryota; Metazoa; Chordata; Mammalia; Dermoptera; Cynocephalidae
Gene: TMEM98
Product: transmembrane protein 98
Exons: 7
Coding region: 139-819 (226 amino acids)
Cellular component (GO): endoplasmic reticulum
Source: RefSeq, a predicted model, not a curated record